GUGCGAGGGUAGGGUUCAGAUUAAGAGACGGAGAGGUGGGUCUGUGGUUCCGUGGGCAAGAGCGCUGGGAAACUGUGCGGCUCUGGGGUGGUGAGACCGUGGCUGGCGCCUGGUACGCGGAUGGUGAAUGUUAACCAGUGUCCCCUCUCGCUGUGUCUGCCACCCUACAGCCCGCCUGAAGCGCGCCGCGAUGUUGCCUCUCCUGCUCGCCGCUCUCUUCUCUCGGGUGCCGCCGGCGCUCCCGCAGAGACCCGAGCCCAUCUUCGCCGCUGCAACAGCCUCUCUCCUUCCUCCCGAUUACGAUAACAACCCGACCCAGCUGAAUUACGGCGUGGCCGUGACUGAUGUGGACAACGAUGGAAGUCUGGAGAUAGUGGUGGCGGGGUACAACGGCCCCAACCUGGUGCUCAAGUACGACAAGGUCCGGAAGAGGCUCCGGAACAUAGCGGUAGACGAAAGGAGCUCCCCGUACUAUGCCCUCCGCGAUCGCCAGGGCAACGCUAUUGGUGUGGCAGCCUGUGACAUUGAUGGCGAUGGAAGGGAAGAGAUAUAUUUCCUCAACACUAACAAUGCCUUCUCAGGCAUGGCCACAUACACCGAUAAACUCUUCAAAUUCCGAAACGGGAGGUGGGAAGACCUGCUGAGUGAUGACAUAAACGUCCGCCGACAGGUGGCCAAUCACUUCGCUGGGCGAUCAGUGGCAUGUGUGGAUCGGAAGGGCACCGGGAAAUAUUCUGUUUAUGUGGCCAACUAUGCCAGCGGUAACAUCGGCCCUCACGCACUGAUAGAGAUGGAGGAAGUUGGCAGUAACGUCUCAAUGGGGAUCAUCGCACUUUCCAACGUGGCAGCAGAGGCAGGGGUUAACAAGUACACAGGCGGCCGUGGCGUGGCAGUUGGGCCUAUCGUCAGCUCCCACCACUCCGACAUCUUCUGCGAUAACGAGAAUGGACCCAACUUCCUGUUCAAGAACAACGGAGACGGCACCUUCACAGACAUUGCGGCAGAGGCCGGAAUUGAUGAUCCUCACCAACAUGGUCGUGGACUGGCCCUGGCAGACUUUAACAGAGAUGGGAUGGUGGAUAUAGUCUACGGUAAUUGGAUGGGACCUCACCGCUUCUAUCUACAGACCAUCGUGAAUGGAAAAGCCCGUUUUAGGAACAUCGCCACGCAGAACUUUGCGCUGCCCUCUCCAGUUCGGACAGUGAUCGCAGCUGACUUUGACAACGACCAAGACCUUGAGGUGUUCUUCAACAACAUUGCAUAUCGGGGGUCCUCAGCCAAUCGUAUCUUCAGGGUCACCCGACGUGAAGGAACAGACCCACUGUUAGAGGAGGCCAACGCCGGAGAUGCCACAGAACCAACUGGACAAGGGACAGGUGCCGUGGCGACGGACUUUGAUGGAGACGGGAUGUUGGAUCUCAUCAUCGCCCACGGAGAGUCCAGGGCUCAGCCCCUUUCCGUCUUUAAGGUGACCCAGGGGUUCGGUAACCACUGGCUGCGGGUGAUGCCGCGCACCAGGUUUGGAGCAUUUGCUCGAGGCGCGAAGGUGGUAUUGUACACCAGGAGAAGUGGGUCCCACCUUCGUAUCAUUGAUGGGGGCUCGGGCUAUCUGUGUGAGAUGGAACCAGUCGCCCACUUCGGACUGGGGACGGACGAGGCCACUCACCUGGAGGUGACUUGGCCAGGAGGCGCAUUCACCUCACGAGGCAUCUCCCUCGGUGACAUGAACUCUACCAUUGAAGUGCUGUUUCCAGAAAAUGGAGGAGAAGUCAACAACCGGGAGAUUGAGUGUGGACGAGGGUUUACCGCUGAUGGAAGAGGUCGCUGUAUUGACGAGGACGAGUGUGGCCGCUUCCCACUGCCCUGUCCCAGCGACCGGCCCGUCUGCAUCAACGUGUUCGGGAGCUACAGGUGUCGCCCCAACCGGAGAUGCAAUCGGGGCUACGAGCCCAACGAGGACGGGACGGCAUGUGUAGCCCAAGUCGCGUACUUUGGAGGAGGUUUCUCAUCCGCUCCACAGCCCACCUGUCCUCUCUGCCCACUCAUCGUGCUUCUUCCUGGCCUCAUCUACUGGCUCCAGGCCUGAGAGCCAGAUCUGCUCCCUGGCAACUUAACACCUGGAAACCCCUCUGUCUUCCACUGCCUCAGCUGUCCACAAUUUGAACAGGAUUGAGAAAAGAAACAACCACGGCAAUUUUCCUCUCUCUUGGUUUGCUGCCUUUCGGUGCACCGUGCAAUCAAGCUCCAGGUGAAUCCACGAUCUCAGGCACACACAGGAUGUUCCCAUCGAACGGAAAAAUUCCAGCGAUUCCCCCCUUCGAUCUCCCACUGUACAGCAACCUGAGGCCAGGCACACUUGAAACCCAGGAGGUGUUUGAUUGGAAUUUGAUUGUAUGAUACCAGAGUGAUAAGCACAAAAACCCAGACAACAAAGACUCUGAGGAGGAUCCACACAGCACACUCGUGGUGCACGUUCAACAUGCACACGCACAGACACAUACAUUCCCAAACACACUCAUACACACACACACUCACACCCACACACUCACACUCGCACCCACACACUCACACUCUCACACACACACUCACACUCACACACACACUCACACACACUCACACUCACACUCACACUCUCACACACACUCUCUCACACACACACACGCACACUCACACACACACUCACACACACACUCACACUCACACACUCACACUCACACUCUCACACACACACUCUCACACACACACACACACUCACACUCACACACACACACCCUCACACACACACUCACACUCACACACACUCUCUCACACACACACACUCACACUCACACACUCACACUCACACACACUCUCACACACACACUCUCACACACUCACACUCACACACACUCACACACACACACUCUCUCUCACACACACACUCUCACACACACACUCUCACACACACACUCUCACACACUCACACUCACACACACACUCACACACACACACUCACACACACACUCACUCACACACACACGCACGCACGCACACACACACACACUCACACACACACACACUCACACUCACACACUCAUUCACACACACUCACACACACACUCACACGCACGCACACACACACACUCACACUCACACACUCAUUCACACACACACACUCACACACACACACUCACACAUACACACACACACACUCACACACUCACACUCACACACACACACACACACUCACACUCACACACUCACACACACACACACACAAGUGAAUAAACAAACAUGCAUCAUACACAGACAUGUAAUCUAUAGGGACACCCAGAACAUACAGGAACAUACAUCCGCAGACAUAUAUAAACACACUUAGCACAGAGGUGCACAUACACAAACAACCUACACAACAUGCCUAUGUGCGCACACACACACACACACACACACACACAACUCUCCAUUAUCUCUACGACUAUGCUUAAUAAAAGUAAAUUGUUUGCGAUCGUUUGGACGGCUGUGCGUGGGUUACAGUGGUUUGCUCUCGGGCUGAGUCGGAGCAGUGGGUUGUACGUGACAAGGCUGGGUCUUCUGUAUCGUGUGUGACUGUGUAACAUCCUCACUCUGUCUGCAACUGGGCAAAGCAAAUCGCCCCCUCCUGAUGGCACUUCUUCAAUCGACGUGCUGUGGUAGACCCGUCUGAGCUGGAACUGCUCCUCUAGCCGGGCAGAGAGGUAACAGCACCGGGGCAGGAAGCUCGGACACCAUCAGUGCGCAGUGGCUACAGCGGGAUAUUACGGGACCUCCGGCUGUUGUAUUGGGUUGAACAUUGUUCAUGGACCGUGUUGUAUAACAGAGCUGGUGUCUAACCCAACACCCACUGGAGAGUCGGGGUGGGGAGGUGCGGGAGGGGGUGGAUGGUUACACAGACAUAAAGGCCACUCGGCCCAUCUAGCAUUCGAACAGAUCAUGGGUGUUCACGCUGGUCUCAAUUCCUCCAUCUCCUCAAUAUUUAUCUCCAGUUUAAAUAUAUCUAAUGACCCAGCCUCGGCCACCUUCUGGGGCGGAGAAUUUCACAGACAGGGGGUGCUUGGCUGCCUGGCCCAUGAAAGUGUUAAAUUGGUUUAUUAUUGUCACCUGUACCGAGUUUCACUGUUCACUGUACUUGGCAUUAUAUCACACAUCGAGAUAGUAAAGGAAAAAUAACAGCAGAAUAAAGUGUUAUGGCUACAGAGAAGGUGCAGUGCAGGCAGACAAUAAGGUGCAAGAUCAGAAUGGGGUAGAUGGUGAAGUCAAGUCCAUCACAUCGUACUAGAGAAUCAUUCACUAAUUCUAUAACAGCUGGCCUUGAGUCUGGUCCAGGCUUUCAUAUCUGCUGCCCGGUUCGGUGGGAGACAGGAGAGGACAGAAUGCCCGUGGCGGGCGGGGUAAGCUGGCUGUGUGACCAGGAGCGUGAGAAAUGUAGACGGAAUCCACAGAGGGAAAACCUUUCAUACAUUGAAUUCGCACCCUCGUCCCAGGUGGUGAGGGAGUCAAUGGCUUCCCUGCAGAAAAGUGUAUCAGUGAGACAUGGGGAGCACCAGCCUUUCCCCUUGCGUCUCUCCCAGCUCUUGCUCUGGACCGGAGGAUCCGGGAGUUGCGGUCUCUUGCACCCCUCUAGCUGGCUGUGGUAAUGCUGUCUCUCUUGAUAAUGGAAGACUGGGCCAAUAGAGAAGCGGGCACCCUCGAACGGUUCUUUGAAGUGGGGGAGAGUUCAAAAAGGAAACAGAUUGUGAAAGAUGCAAGAAAUCAGGAUUUUAGCAGUCUUCCACAUGAAGAGAGUUUUGACCUGAGACAUUGACCGUUCGUUACCCUGCCUAACCCGCUGAGUUCCUCCAACUUCGGCAUGCAGGGUCUGCCUUGUGUCUCCAUUUCACCCGGCUCCUGGGAGGCUGCAGUCCCAGUCCUGGCACUUGGCUCCUCAGCAGCAUGACUGGUUUAUCGCUGACAGGUCCCAGUCCACAGCCCUCGGACCAUCGGCACCCUGCUCCAUGUCCAGCCCAGUCUGGACACCACCCUCACCUUUCAACACCCCCACGUUACCACCCUUACAGUGCAACACCCACCCUUCCCCACCCUUGCAUUUCAACACCCACAUUCCCUGCCCCUCCAUCACCACUCCACCCAUUUCAACGCCAUGACCACAUCCUUUUCCCAACCCCAUAUUCCUUCCCCACCCCACACCCAAAGUAUCCAAAAGUUAGAAGGAAAGCUUAAAUCACAUUUCAGUGUACAGAUAAUGCUUGGAAUUGCUAGAAAUAAUGUCUUGGUGGUAUCUAAGGUCUUUAUUGUUCCAUGGGGUAUGAUGACUUCAUCCUGUGCUUGAGUAUGGUAACCUAAUUUGAUCCUGAAUGUGAUGUCACAAUGCUGUGCCUGGAUAUGAUAUCACAUGUUUCCAACAUACAGUAUGAUAUCAUCACAUUUGUAUCUGGAGAUGAUGUCAUCACAUCCAUGCAUGGAUAUGAUGUCAUACUGUAUAUUGCCCACAUAUAAUAUCAUUGCAGCUGUGCAUGGAUAUGAUGUCAUAUGUUACCUGCAUACGAUGCCAUCCCAUUGUUCCUGAAAGGCGGGGGGCGGGUGGCUGUUAUAUUGUGCUGAGAUAUUAUGUCAUGUUGCUGCUGAUAUGGUGUCAACCUGGUGACCAUGUCAUUGGGCUGCAACUACCCAGGUGGAAUUAUGAAGUCUUCCCCCAUGAGCUGAUGUUACUUCAGAGACAGAGCCGUCCCAAGUGGGCAUUCUUCACAUCGUGGGUUGGGUGAGUCAGCAUUGCCAAGAAAGCACAGGGGUCAGAGGUGGGUUUGACCUGGGAAGCAGUAUCAUCAGGAGCAGAAACCCAGCUCUUUUUUUCCAUCCGGGAGCCAAUCCCAGUGCAUAGACUGGCUCAGAAUAUAGGACAAACUUCUCCCUCCAUUCUGGGGGACAAAGGGAGAAGAUGGCACUCAACCCCACAUCCAAGGCCCAUGUCCCAGCAAAUGCCUUUCGUCGUAGGGUUGGGCUGGGAGGUGAGUAGGUGGUAACUGCUCAGGAGACAGGGUCUUUUUCAUCUUUAGCCGCUGUGGCCCCACUCACUGGGGGGGGUCUCAGGAUGGUGCCACGAAUUCCCUUCCCCACACCAUGGUAAAGAGAAGCUCUCGUCUCACUGCGCCUACAUCCAGGGUAACCCGUUCCAAGCGGGUGAAUCUGUGACGCAUGAACGUGUCUUGCCCGUGGGUUUCUGCCCAGUGAGCUGUGGGUGUUGUCCGCUGCCUCCCGUUGGACACUGUGUGUUGGUCUGCAAACAAAUAUGCAUUUCAAUGCUCCUGGUCUCUGUCUCCUUCUUUCAACUGAUCGUUUUCAGCAGGGGGCCCUUCGUGGGAUUUCACACGUCACUGUAAAGUGGCUGCCUGCUCCCCUUCAGAGUUAGUCGGGUUUCCAUCGAGAGUUACAACACAGACACAGACCCUUCAGCCCACUGAAUCCAUGCUGGCCAUCAACUACCCAGGCACACCUAGACCGUAAGACAUAGGAGUAGAAUUAGGCCAUUUGCCCCAUCAAGUAUGCACCGACAUUCAAUCAUGGUAUUUUUCUCCAACUCCAUUUUCCUGCCUUCUCCCCAUAAACGCCUAACAACAACCCCCCCCCCCCCACCAAUCAAGAGCCUACCAAUCUCUGCCUGAGAAAGAAACUCAAUGAGUUGGCUGCCACAGCUGUCUGUGGUAACAGACUCCAUUGAUUCACCACCCUCUGCUUGAAAAAAUUCCUCCCUAUUUCAAUUUUAAAUGGAUGCCCCUUUAUUCUGAGGCUGUGGCCUCUAGUCCUAGAAUCUCCUAUUGACGGAAACAUCUACUCCACAUUGAUUCUAUCCAGUAGUUUUCCAUGAGAUCCCCACACCCCCACUUUAUCCUUCUGAACUCCAGCAAUCACAGACACCAACGCUCCUCCAUUCAGCCUUUGACUCCCGGGAUCCAGGGAUUUCCGUGAACCUCCUCUGGACCCCCUUCAGGCCAGUGCUUCCUUCCUUAGAUGUGGGGCCCAAAGUUGCUCACAAUAUCCCAAAUCCAGAUCCAGACAUAUUUAUCACAUGUACACCGAAACAUACAGUGAAAUGUGUUGUUUGGGUUAACAACCAACACACCCACUGAUGUGUUGUUUGGGUAGCCCGCAAGUGUCACCACACAUUCUGGCACCAAUAUCCUGCACUGAUUCCAUCUCACUCUCCCCAGAUAUUCCACCCCUCACCAACACAUUGGGAGCAAUUUACCCACAGACCCACAUCUUUGAGAUGUGGGAGGAAAUUGAAGCACCCGGUGUGUUGGGGGGGGAGGUGGGGGAUCCAUGUCAUCACAGAGAGAACGUGCAAACUUCACACACAGACAAAGUCCAAGGUCGGAUUGAACUGGGUCGCUGGAGCUCUGGGGCAGCCCUCUAUCCGUUAUGCCUCUGUGUUGCCAUAAAGCAAUCCACGCUGGUAGAGCCAUAGAGAUGUUGAGACCUGCACCUGGACCAUCGCCCUUCAUACCCCUCCCAUCCACAUACCUAUCCAAACUUCUCCUAAAUGUUGAAAUCAAAUCGCAUCCACCACUUGUUCUGGCAGCUCAUUCUACACUCUCACUACUCUCUGAGUGAAGAAGCUGCCCCUCAGGUUCCCCUUAAAUAUUUCACCUUUCACCCUUAGCCUAUGACCUCCGGCCAUUGUCUCACCCAACCUCAGUGGAAAACAUUAUGAGUACUGUUAUACAAGACCGAAUUGGUUUCAACUGUCUAACACUUUAGUCACUCAGCAUGGAAUAGCGGUGACUCUGUCAGCUGCGGUCACAAAGUUUUCAGCUCCAGGGAACAUUAACUAGCCUCUUUUGUGUCCAAUGCCAUCCCAGCAUGUCCCCUGACUGUGUGUUGUGUCCAAUGCCAUCCCAGCACAUCCCCUGACUGUGUUUUGUGCCCAAUGCCAUCCUGGCACGUCCCCUGACUGUGUGUUGUGUCCAAUGCCAUCCCAGCAUGUCCCCUGACUGUGUUGUGCCAAAUGCCAUCCCAGCAUGUCCCCUGACUGUUUUGUGCCCAAUGCCAUCCCAGCAUGUCCCCUGACUGUUUUGUGCCCAAUGCCAUCCCAGCAUGUCCCCUGACUGUGUUUUGUGCCCAAUGCCAUUCCGGCACAUCCCCUGACUGUGCGUUUUGUCCAAUGCCAUCCCAGCACGUCCCCUGUUUUGUGCCCAAUGCCAUCCCAGCAUGUCCCCUGACUGUUUUGUGCCCAAUGCCAUCCCAGCAUGUCCCCUGACUGUUUUGUGCCCAAUGCCAUCCCAGCAAGUCCUGUAACUGUGCUUUGUGCCCAAAGCCAUCUUAGCACGUACCCUGACAGUGCCUUGUGCCUAAUGCCAUCUUAGCGCAUCCUCUGACUGUGUUACCUUAACAAGCAUUUAUCCAAAUCUCUCCACAACAGUAAAACACGGCAAAGGCCCUUUGACCCACAAUACUGUGCAGUUUAUUUAAACUCCACUAAGAUCAAUGUAACCCUUCCCUUGCACAUAGCCCACCGUUUUUCUGUCAUCCAUGUGGUGCUGGAGGCAGACACAUCAGGGACAUUUAAGAAACUUUUAAAUAGGCACAUGGGUGAUAGAGAAAACGAUGGAGGGCCCUGUAGGAGGGAAGGAUUAGACUGGUCUUAGCGUAGGUUAAAAGGUUGGCACAACAUUGUGGGCUGAAGGGCCUGAACUGUGCUGUAAUGUUCUUUGUUCUAUAUGCCAAAGAGACUCUUAAAUGUCCCUAAUGUAGCUGCCUCUACUACCACACAUAGCAGGGUGCCCCACACUUCAGUCACUCAGCCCUCUCUAUGUAAAUAACUUACUGGACCCCUGACUCCUCUCUCUACUUUCCUCCAAUCACUUUAAAAUUAUGCCCCCCUCGUAUUAACCCUGGGGAGAAAAUCUCUGGAUAUUUACUUGAUCUAUGACUCUUUCAUCUUAUACACAGUUUAAUUUUUGCACAGUGGAAGAUCUCAUGAUUAGCAGUGAGGAGACACACACUGGGAACAGGGAGUUCACAUCACCUGGACAGUUUGAGCACUGGCAGGGAUCAGAGAUAUCUCGAAGCACAAAUCACUCAAUGCUGGCCUACGUCGGGCAAAGGCCAGUAAAAGUAUUGUUAAAAAGACAGAAUACAGACAGAAGUUACAGUAAACAUGUACGAAUCCUUGCUUCGUUCACCCUUGGAGCAGAAUCAGAAUUAUUACAUGUUCUGAAGCUCGUAGUUUUGUGGCAGCAGUGCAGUACAGGUUUAAAAAGCAAAUAGAGCAAAAGUGUAAUAUUGAGGUGGUCGUGAGCUCAUGGUCCGUUCAGAAAUCCGGUGGUGGAAGGUAAGAAGCUGCUCCUGAAACGUCAAGUGUGUGUCUUCGGGCUCCUGUACCUCCUCCCUGACGAUAGCAAUGAGAAGAGGGCGUGUCCCGAUGGGUGCCAUCUUUGUGAGGCACUGCCACUUUAAUAUGUCCUCAGUGGUGGGGAGGAUUGUGUCCGUGGUGUGUACAUUAUACAAAGUGUAUAGACGGAGUGCAGAGAUUUAUGGCAGUGGUGUCUGAAAUGUAUUUUUAUAUUUUAUUUCGAGAUACAGGACAGAACAGGCUCUUCUGGCCCAAUGAGUCUCACUGCUCAGAAACCCCCCUAUUUAACCCUAGCCUGGUCACAGGACAAUUAACAAUGAACAAUUAACCUACUAAAACUGGUACGUCUUUCGAACGAGGGUGGUAACCAGAGCACCCAGAGGAAGCUCACACACUCACAGAAAGGACAUAUAAACUUAUUACAGACAACGCAGGAAUUGAACUUCAAACCCUGACAUCCUAAGCUGUGAUUGCUUCGUGCUAAGUGCUACACAAUCGUGGCGCCCUAAAAUGUAAAGAUGUACAUAUCAGGAUAUGAUGUACGGCAAUAGUCUCUUUUCUCCUGGAGAAAGGCUAUAAAGGAAUAUAAAAGCAAGGAGAUAAUGCUGAGCCUUUAUAAGACACUAGUCAGGACGCACUUGGAGUAUUGUCAACAGUUUUGGGCUCCGUAUCUCUGUGUUGUCAUUCGAGAGUCCAGAGGAGGUAUAUGAGGAUGAUUCCAGGAAUGAAGGGGUUAACAUUUGGC
Molecule: messenger RNA, 10109 nt
Organism: Mobula hypostoma (lesser devil ray)
Lineage: Eukaryota; Metazoa; Chordata; Chondrichthyes; Myliobatiformes; Myliobatidae
Gene: crtac1b
Product: cartilage acidic protein 1b
Exons: 15
Coding region: 128-2086 (652 amino acids)
Biological process (GO): axonal fasciculation
Molecular function (GO): calcium ion binding
Source: RefSeq, a predicted model, not a curated record